Solea solea (common sole) is the source of this 3501-nucleotide messenger RNA. RefSeq names its product Src like adaptor 2a (gene sla2a). The record is from RefSeq and is a predicted model, not a curated record. Gene Ontology annotation, molecular function: protein binding. The coding region runs from base 1043 to 2005 and encodes 320 amino acids. NCBI's taxonomy places the organism in Eukaryota, Metazoa, Chordata, Actinopteri, Pleuronectiformes, Soleidae. The transcript has 8 exons.
AACUUUUAGAUAACCAAGUUAUUUUUAGGGCCACAUGGUUGGCGUAGUGGUUAGCACUCUUUCCUUUGCAGCAAGAAGACCCAGAUUCUGGUUUCCUGCCACAGUCCAAACACAUGCAUUAUGGGGAUUAGGUAAAUUGGUCCCUCUAAAUUGACCAUAGGUGUGAGAGUGAAUGGUUGUUUGUCUCUCUAUGUGUCCCUGUGAUGGACUGCUGAACUGUCCAGGAUCUGUCCCCUGUGACACUCCUGUGGAGGAUACACUGGUAGAAAAUGGAUGGAUGGAAGUAAUUUUUAUGAUUUAUGUAUCACAUUAGUGCAUUAACUAGCUUAAUGCUGUGUUUCAAAUUGAUUUAAUUUAAUUUAAUUUAAUUUAAUUUAAUUUAAUUUAAUUUAAUUUAAUUUAAUUUAAUUUAAUUUAAUUUAAUUUAAUUUAAUUUAAUUAGUGUGUGUUAAUGUGCUAUGUAUAUCAUCAAAUUUGAAGCAGAACAUUUGACUAUAAAAGCCUGAAUGUGCGACACAAACCAACAAAGACAUGAAAUGAUUGAGUUCCUGAUAAAUUGUUUAUUUCCUUCUUUCUUCAUUUCUGCUUCAGUGAUUCAGCACAAAUGUGACCUGCUGAGAUAAAGAGGAGUUUAGUGUUUCCAUCCUGCUUUUUCUCUCUUACAUAAACACAGUACAUCUCAUUAAGUCAUUCUGUGGCCUCAUCAAAGCCUCGUAAGCAUUACAAACACUGUGUUUACGCUGUCUCUGCAGAGUGGAGGGGCAGCGUGAUGCUGGGUGAUAAAUCAGCCUCACUGCUCAUCUUCUGCACAGCUCCGCCUCUUAUCUGAUGGAUGGAAUGAGAGCACUGAGCUGGCCUGGAAAUGUGCUCACACUUUCCCAUCAGCAACAUUCAGCUCUAAAACUCAAGUGUCAUCCCUUCAACACAAACCCAGUAUGAAGUGACAUCAAUAGUUCAAACCACCGCCUGUAAUAAGGCGCACGCUCACGUCAGUGGAGGUGUUUACGCAGAUCUACGGCUCACUGUAACAUAAACAUGAUGUAUGUGUCAUAGAAAUCGUCACAGGAAGCUGCCUCUCAGUGACAUACAGACCAUAAAGAACGCACACACAAGGAAGAGCCUUCUCAAAGACGCCUCGUCUGUGCAGGAAUUACGAGCUGCCGUGAGAAGACUGAGUGAAGUUUUCAUUCAGAGAGUGAAGGAGCCAGAGGAGCCAUUUCAAAUCAAGACGCCACAGAACAUGGGCACCUGCCCCAUCAAGUGUUACACCAACCUGUCGAGCCUUGAUAAUCCACCUGAACCUGCACCAGAGCUCCAGGAAACUGCUGUUGUGUCCCUCUGUGACUACCCUUCCUUUGGUCACACAGAAGUGACCAUGUGCAUGGGGGAACGUCUCACCGUCUUGUCAGAUGACGGUGAUUUUGUGAUGGUGAGGUCGACGACUACAGGCCGCGACAGUUACAUUCCCACCAACUACACUGCCAUGGUGACACACAGGUGGAAGUUCACAGGCAUCAGCAGGUACAAAGCAGUGGAGCUGCUCCUGCAGCCCAACAACCAGAGCGGAGCCUUCAUGAUCCGAGAGUCAGAGACAAACCAAGAUUGUUACACACUGUCCAUCUUGAGGAGAACCAGCGCCUCAUAUUUAGAUAACGUGAAGCACUUCCGCAUCUCUCAGCUCCAAAAUGGCUGGUUCUACAUCUCUCCAGUUCUCACCUUCCCCUCCCUGCAUCACCUGGUGGAACACUAUACAGAGUCUGCAGAUGGGUUACCCUGUCGACUGAGAGAGCCUUGUUUCAUCCAGGGUUUGAGUAACAGAGAGGCCAGACCUGUACCUGUGGCUAUCAGGAGGCCGACCGUCAACUGGAAGGACAUCAGCAGGUCAAUGAUCUUCAGGAGGAAGAGGACAGAGUCAGACAACUCCCUGGUGAGCGAGGGGCUGAGGGAGGCCAUCAGCUCUUACCUGCAGAUGACGGAGAGCAGCGGUCACAGCUGGGACACGUGAGGAAAAACCGUGGAUCAGGCUGAGAAAGUCAAGUGUCACACACACACACAGACUGAGCAGUCUCAUCUGCAGUUUGGGGACGUCAGUCCCGGAGGUCACAUGUACUCGUCAUCACACACCAUACUGUGGUGGGAGGACGAUUGAGACACUACAACACAAGCCUGCAGCUGUGGGUGUUUUGUGUCUAAUGAGGCACACGGAGUCAGAGUGAGCUGAAACUGUGGUCACAUGUGAUUAUUAACAAGUGCCGCUUGAAUGUGCACGGUGACAUCUUUGUACUAUUGGGUGUGUCUUUGGGAUCCAAUAGUUCUGAUAAAAUGUAAACACUUAAAUUACUCAAUUUAAACUUUCAAUGACCAACAGUUGUGGUUUGUCUUUGUGGCUGCAUUACAGAGCACUUCUUCUUCUUCUUCUCCUUUGGGCCUCUCCCUUUAGGGGUCACCACAGUGGAUAAUCUUCUUCCAUCUUGUCCUCUCCCUUGUGUCCUCUUCUGUCUUCUCUUCUGCAGCUCCAUCCUCAACAUUCUUCAACGUUGACUCUACUUUAUCUCCAAACUGUCCCUCAUAUGUGCUCAUUUCUCUAACCCUGUCCCUCCUGGUCUGCUUCCUAUAUAUUUUAAUUAGAAAAAAUAAACAAAUAAAUUAAACUAAAAGUCAACUAAACUGCUGCAUCUAUCAAGUUUCUGAGAAUAAAAAUGCAUGCAAGUAAUAAUCAGCUGAUGAAUCAGUUUCCCGCUAGUGUAUGUAUGUGUAUGUGUAUGAUAAUGACAAAGAUGUGACAUGAAAGGUCAAGUGUGAAAAUGUAGAUGUAGUAACAUCUAACUGUGAGACUGCAGGCAGUAACUCACAGUGGCCUUCACAGACCAGGGAGGAUGUCAUUCUUUAUUUGUGAAAAGCAGCUGUAGAAACAUUGCAGCUCAAGAUGGCAGCCUCUGGAAAACCUUGAGCUCCAUCCUCACUUGUUGUUCCUCUGUUACAUGUUAGGUGAGAUGGUUUUUUUUUUUUUUAAAGCAUUUGUGUGCAGUGUUUUUUAACUGCUUGCUAUUCCUGUGCAUGUCUGUAUUACUCAUUGUGAAGCAUACUGUUUAAAAUGCUUUCUUUUUUUCUCGUUUAUUAUAAUAUAAGCAUGUCAUUCUUUUAUACAGGAUAUUGCAAAACAAAUAGCACUUUUUGAGCUUUUUUUUGUUAUUACUUUCAGCUCUAUAUUUGUAUAAUUUAUUUUCUUAAACUUUAUUACUUUGCCACCAUUUUGUAUUAUUUGUAUUAUUGUUCUAGUGCCAGUCCCAGGUUAUGUCAUGAAGGGCAUCUGUGUAAAAACAAUUCUCCACCAAAUCAAAUACACAGUUUAUUCGCUGGGGCAACCCCUAGACAAGGAGAAGACACAAGGACAUUUGUUUUAUAGGUGGAGGCUUGUGGUUUUUUUUUUGUCUCCCUGCCCUGUAAUUGUAUCGUUUUAUGUUCGCAUAUACUGUAUGUAAAUUGUGCAAAAACUAAAAU